Messenger RNA from Spodoptera littoralis (African cotton leafworm), 438 nucleotides. Lineage: Eukaryota; Metazoa; Arthropoda; Insecta; Lepidoptera; Noctuidae. The record is from the annotation of a GenBank genome assembly.
AUGGGACUUUCAACGUUCAUGUUGACCGCCUUCUUAGUCGUUAUGACUAGUGGAUUUAAUUAUGGCCACUUCUUUUUAGCUGGCUGGCCAGGAUGGCCCACAGGAGACAAUCCUUUUGCAGGAUACCACUCACCUAUGAAAUAUAACUUCCCCCCGUAUAAGUUUAAGCCAAUUAGACCAUUUAAGAUGAAGAGCGUGUUCGAUAGUUUUGAAAACUUCCAAAAUUUCGACGAUUUUCCCAAAUUUCCCGAAAUAAAGCCGAUUGACUUUGAUAUGAUCAAGACUUAUCAGCCUGGAAACGGGGAGAAAUUCCAAGGCCAUUCCAUCAUCAGCAACUCAUACUCGUCUAAUAACAAUGGCGAGAUAUCACAAGGAGGCCACAUAGCAGUCGUACAAAAUAAUAACGGACAAGUAAAAGAAGAAAAGAUAGUUUUUUGA